This is a messenger RNA of Nymphaea colorata (pocket water lily), 904 nucleotides long. RefSeq lists its product as uncharacterized. Bases 41 to 445 code for a protein of 134 amino acids. Lineage: Eukaryota; Viridiplantae; Streptophyta; Magnoliopsida; Nymphaeales; Nymphaeaceae. The transcript has 3 exons. The record is from RefSeq and is a predicted model, not a curated record.
AGCUCGGACUUUCGGGUGGGUGAAAUUUCACCCGCUCGAAAUGCUUUGUGACCGUCGCAUAUCAAAACAAAUUCCUCCCUCCGCAGCUCCUCCUCCCUCGCAAAAACUUCUCACGGUCGCACCAGAGGCCGCUCUCACCAUCGCCGCUCCUCUGCCGAAAAAGCAGCAUCCUCCACGGCCACGGUCGCCGCUCCUCCGCUGGUUCGCCAACGCCACAGUCGCCGCUCUCAAGCAGCACAAACAUGGUGGCACGUUCCGGAAGGAGGGGACAUGUACAAAGAAUAAUUCAGCAAGGGCAAUAGAGUGGUUGGUGUUCUAUGGUCAAACAAGAGAGACAGUGGCCUGUGGUUUGCACCGGCAGAGUGGAGGGAAUGCCGGCUCGGCAUCCAAAUGUUGCCAAUCUUGCCAAUUACAGAGGUGUUGUUCAGUAAUGCUGAUUUUGUGAAGCAAUUGGUGAACUGGGUCGUGCCUGUUUUGGGCAGCGAUGGUGUUGGUGAAGGGUGGAAGGGAUUUGCAUAUGCCAUGGAGGCUAUCUAUGACAAGGAGAGCGCACUGCAGAAAAUAAGAACCUUGAAUCGGCAUGAUGAUAGAAAUUCCUUGACCAACUUGUUAUGGUGGGCUUACAGUAGGAGGGAUGGGGAUGACUCAGGGUGGAAGUGUUGUUGGUUUAGUCAUGGCCAUUGAAGGUGCAAGGGUGAAAGAUGAUAUGUCGAUGCAUUCUUCCAUGGCUUCUUGCAUCUGAAAAUGGCUUUAAUUUAAUUUUUAGCAUUUGGUUGUGGUGUACCUUAUAACUUGAGGAAAUAAAACCAUUACAGGCUCUUUUCUAUAUAUGCUAAUGGCCGUGUGAUCUACACAUAUAGGUGGUGAAAGGCAACUGCCAACUAUUGUCGUUUCUCCAUGUAUA